GGGGGAGCGCGGCCGGGAGACGCUCUCGUUGCCCGCGGGGUCGGGCCGGCCCCGGGAUGGGGGAGUUCCAGGUGCACCGGGUGCGGUUCUUCGCCUACGUGCCCGCGGGGAUCCGCUGCCUGGCUCACAGCCCGCGCUCCGGCCGCCUCGCCCUGGCCCGCACGGACGGCGCCCUCGAGGUCUACAACUUGGCUGCGAACUACUUCCAGGAAAAGGGUAUCCCAGGCCAUGAGACGAGAACCACAGAGGCGCUGUGCUGGGCUGCUGGGGAUCGGCUCUUCGGAGCAGGCCUGGGCGGAGACAUCAGCGAGUAUGAUUUAGAGAAGCUGCGAGUCAAGUACUCCCUGGAUGGCUUUGGGGGCCCCAUCUGGAGCAUGGCGGCUGAUCCCAGUGGCACUCAGCUGGCAGUUGGCUGUGAGGAUGGAUCAGUGAAGCUUUUCCAAGUCUUGCCUGAUAAAAUCCAGUUUGAGAGGAGCCUGGACCGGCAGAAAGGGCGUAUCAUGUCCCUCUCCUGGCAUCCCUCCGGCACCCGCAUUGCUGUUGGCUCCAUCGACCUUCUCCGAGUCUUUGACGUCAAAUCAGGCCAUGCCAUCCAGCGGAUCCUGGUGGACCGGCGCCCGCAGGGGCUGUACAGCCGUGAGUGCGUGGUGUGGAGCGUGGCAUUCCUCUCCGACGGCACCAUUGUCAGCUCUGAUUCAGUGGGGAAGGUGCAGUUCUGGGACUCGGAGAAAGGAACCCUCCUGGAGACCCACCCAGUCAGCAGCUCGGCUGUGCUGUGUCUCGCUGUGUCUGAGGAAGAAGACAGCAUUGUGGUGGGCACUUCGGAGGGGGCGGUGUACCAGUUCCAGCUGCUGCCGGUGAAGUGGGGCAGUGCUGAGAGCAAGUGGGUGCGGACGAAGCCGUUCCAGCAUCACACCCAUGACGUGCGGGCCGUGGCACACAGCGCGACGGCACUCAUUUCUGGAGGCCUGGAUGCCCAGCUGGUGAUCCGCCCACUCAUGGAGAGGAUGCAUGGAAAGGGCUAUGAUGCUGCCCUCCGGAAAUUCACCUUCCCCCAUCGACGCCUCGUCUCGUGCGCUAGGAAGGACAGGCUCCUCCUCUUCCAGUUCCCCCAACACCUGGAGCUCUGGAGACUUGGAGCCACCAAUUCUGCAGGAAAGGAUGGUGAUAUCCUGCCAGUUUCCCGUGCCCCUGAGCACUUGCUGCAGCUGAAGAGCAAGGGCCCCGAGCACAUCUGUUGCAGCUGCAUCUCUCUGUGUGGCAGCUGGAUCGCCUAUUCCACGGCCUCCAGGCUUCAUCUGCACAGAGUGCACUUGGAGAAUGGCAGCGUCAGUGUCAAGAGGGUCUCCAAGGUGCCCAAGCUGCUGUACUCAGCCCACCAGCUCCUGUUCUCCGCCGACUCCACCAGUCUGUUCGUGGCCUCAGAUCAGGGUGCCGUUCAUGUCCUCAAGCUCCUGGAGCCAGGGGACUGUGGGCACCUGCAGACCCUCCGCCCAAACUCAGGCAGUGCCCAGGCUGUGUACCUGCUGACAGCGAGCGUGGACGGGGACUGGCUGGCUGCUGCUGGUGGGGACUGGGAGAUCAACGUCUACAGCCUGAGACACUUCAAGCCCCACUGCACGGUGCCUGCAUACAACUGCGCAGUGACUGCCCUGGCCAUUCAUCCUGUGACCAAUAACCUCGUCAUCACCCACUCGGACCAGCAGGUGUUUGAAUUCAGCAUCCCCAACAGAGAAUACACCACGUGGAGCAGGAAGGUGCAGCAGCAUGGGCUGCAUAAGGGUUGGCUGGAGCGGGACACACCCAUCACCCAUAUCACCUUUAACCCCAAGCAGCCAGCGCACAUCCUCCUCCAUGACACACACAUGUUCUGCAUCCUGGACAAGUCACUGCCUCUCCCUGAUGAUGCAACCCCACUGAUGAAUCAGACUACCUUGAAGCAACUCUCAGAGAAGGCCAGGCGGAGCUAUGCUCAUGCCUUCAAGAUCUGCAAAAAGUACCAGCCCCUGCUGUUUGUGGACCUCCUGGAGGAGGGCUCCCUUGUGGUGGUGGAGCGGCCCCUGAUGGACAUCAAGACACAGCUGCCCCCACCUGUCCAACAGAAGAAGUUUGGCACCUAAGAGCAGAGCUGGGUGGUCUGCCCAUGGAGACUCUUUGUACUGUUGCUUCCCUGGGGACCUUCGUAAUAAUAAACCCCUGCUGUUCUGUA
Molecule: messenger RNA, 2209 nt
Organism: Chelonoidis abingdonii (Abingdon island giant tortoise)
Lineage: Eukaryota; Metazoa; Chordata; Testudines; Testudinidae
Gene: UTP4
Product: UTP4 small subunit processome component
Biological process (GO): maturation of SSU-rRNA from tricistronic rRNA transcript (SSU-rRNA, 5.8S rRNA, LSU-rRNA)
Cellular component (GO): small-subunit processome; t-UTP complex; 90S preribosome
Molecular function (GO): RNA binding; protein binding
Source: RefSeq, a predicted model, not a curated record